GGGCUGGGCCAUCCACUGGAAGCCUCGGCCUGCAACUGGGAGGCCAGGCCAGACCAGACCAGGCCUGCAGUGCAGACACAGGACAGAGAUCAUGCUUGACCUCGGAUAAUCGAAACUAUCAAAAGCAAAACCUCAGAUUAGGGAAAGCCACUUAUCUCUUCUCAGACACCAGGCAGAUGCAGGCCAGAAUGGGCAGCCCAGUGCACCGAGUAUCGAUGGGGGAUCCCUGGAGCAGGAAAGUGCACCCCGACAUAGAGAGUGAGAGGCACCAGCAGUCCUUCGACGUGGAAAGACUCACCAACAUCCUUGACGGAGGUGCCCAGAACACUGAACUCAGGAGGAAAGUCGAGAACAUCAUCGACAAUGACCCAGUGUUUAGCCUGAAGGAUAAUUAUUUCAUGAACCAUUAUGAGCGUUACGAAGCUGCUGUUAAGAAGAAAUUCCACAUCCAGAUGAUAGCACAGCACCUGGGCUGGUUGGAAGAGAGUCGUGAAUUGGCUUAUGCUUUCAGAGCUGUUUCUGGAGACAUGGGCUUAGGUUUACACUACAUCUUCCUGAAAGCCAUCAGAAGCCUGGGCUCAGAGGAGCAGGUAGCCAAAUGGGCCCCACUCUGUGACAACUUCCAGAUCAUCGCAACAUACGCCCAGACAGAACUGGGACAUGGGACGUAUCUUCAGGGACUGGAGACUGAAGCCACCUACAGUGCAGACACCCAGGAGUUUGUGCUGCAUAGCCCCACGAUAACUGCCACCAAAUGGUGGCCAGGUGACUUGGCACGGUCAGCCACCCACGCCCUGGUCCAGGCCCAGCUGAUCUGCUCUGGAACCCGGCGGGGCAUGCAUGCCUUUAUUGUGCCCAUCCGGAGCCUCCAGGACCACACUCCACUGCCAGGAAUCACUGUUGGAGACAUUGGGCCCAAGAUGAACUUUGAACACUCGGACAAUGGCUUCUUGAGACUAGACCACGUGCGGAUCCCCAGGGAAAACAUGCUGAAUCGCUUUGCAAAGGUCUUGCCAGAUGGCACCUACGUCAAGCUCGGGACAGCACAGAGCAACUACCUUACCAUGGUGGUAUCUCGGGUGGAGAUGCUGUUGAGCGAGAUCAUACCCCUGCUGAAGAAGGCUUGCGUCAUCGCCAUUCGCUAUUCAGUCAUCCGCCGCCAAUCUCAGCUCCGGCCCAGUGACCCAGAAGCAAAAGUCCUGGACUAUCAGACUCAGCAGCAGAAACUCUUUCCUCAGCUGGCCACAGCCUAUGCUUUCCACUUUGUGGCAAGCAGCCUUUUGGAUUUCUUCCAAAGGUCCUACAGUGCCAUUCUGGACAGAGACUUCAGCCACCUGCCUGAGCUUCAUGCACUGAGCUCGGGUAUAAAGGCCAUGAUAUCAGACUUCUGCACCCAGGGGGCUGAGCUGUGUCGGAGGGCCUGCGGUGGACACGGCUACUCACAGCUGAGCGGCCUGCCUUCACUGGUCACCAGAGUGACAGCCUCCUGUACCUAUGAGGGUGAGAAUACCGUGCUCUACUUGCAGGCAGCCAGGUUUUUGGUGAAGAGCUACCUGCAUGCUCAGGCAGCCCCAGGCUCCACACCGAAGAGGCCUCUCCCUCAGUCUAUUGCAUACCUGACAGCACCUGACCUGGCCAGAUGCCCAGCCCGGGGAGCAGCUGACUUCCUUCACCCAGAGGUGUACACCAGCGCGUGGGCACAUGUGGCAGUCAGGCUCAUAAAGGACUCAGUGCACCAUUUACAGGCUCUGCUGCAAUCCGGUGCUGACAAGCACGAGGCAUGGAACAGGACUGCAGUCAUACAAGUCCAGGCUGCUAAGGCACACUGCUACUAUGUCACUGUGAAGAGUUUUACAGAAGCUCUGGAGAAACUAGACAAUGAGCCAGCCAUUCAGCAGGCACUCAAACGCCUCUGUGAUCUCUUUGCUUUGCAUGGCAUCCUGUCUAACACAGGCGACUUUCUCCAUGACGGCUUCCUGUCUGGGGCCCAAGUAGAUGUGAUGAGAACAGCCUACCUGGACGCGCUCCUCCUCAUCCGGAAGGAUGCCAUCUCGUUAACUGAUGCUUUCGACUUCACGGAUCACUGUUUAAACUCGGCACUUGGCUGUUACGACGGAAAUGUCUAUGAACGUCUGUUCCAUUGGGCUCAGACGGCACCAACCAAUACUCAGGGGAACCCUGCCUAUGAGAAAUAUCUAAGACCACUACUACAAAGUUGGAGAUCCAAGCUGUGAAAUAAUCAACGGCAUUCAAGAAGCACCAUUAAGUGAUAAUAGUAGUAUGGCAUAUAUAUCAUUAAAAUUUUAAAGUACAUAUAUGUGUACUUUUUAGAGUCAUUACCUUCUAGAGAGAGUCUGAAGUGAAUGAAAUACCUAUGAUUUACUUCAAAAUAAUCCAUGGGAAGAAAAGGGGUGAGUGAAUAGUUCUUGAUGUUAGUCAACAGGUGCGUGAGUGUUUAAACUAUCCUCUUCUAAAUAU
Phyllostomus discolor (pale spear-nosed bat) is the source of this 2478-nucleotide messenger RNA. RefSeq names its product acyl-CoA oxidase 2 (gene ACOX2). Gene Ontology annotation, molecular function: fatty acid binding; FAD binding. The record is from RefSeq and is a predicted model, not a curated record. Lineage: Eukaryota; Metazoa; Chordata; Mammalia; Chiroptera; Phyllostomidae. The transcript has 15 exons. Gene Ontology annotation, biological process: fatty acid beta-oxidation using acyl-CoA oxidase; very long-chain fatty acid metabolic process; lipid homeostasis. Gene Ontology annotation, cellular component: peroxisome. The coding region runs from base 177 to 2234 and encodes 685 amino acids.